AUGUUGGCUCGUGCAUCAUCUGUACGUACAGACCAACAAGUAGAUAUGUUCACAGCAGGGUUAGUUGAUUUGAUUCGUCUGGAUGUGGAAUUGCACAACCCAUCUAACCUAGUACAAGCAAUGAGUUUGGCGAGAGCAUUUGAGAAGAGUGCUUCUAAUCCUUUUGUGAAAAAGUUGACUAGCGCUGAGAUGGCUGCCCGACGUGCAAAAGGAUUGUGCUACAACUGUGAUGAUCCAUAUGUUCAAGGCCAUCGGUGUAAAAAGUUAUUUUGGCUGGAAGUAGAGGAUGGAGAAUCUAGAGAAGAUGCUAUCAAAUCUUGCCUUCUUGUCAAUGCUCCUUUACUAUAUAGAGCUGCCUGUCAAGUCCCAUUCUCUGUUCUCAAGUAUGCAAUGACACUUGAUGGGAAAAUUGCUGCAAGUUCUGGUCAUGCUUCAUGGAUCAGUAGCAAAAAGUCAAGAACUCGAGUUUUUGAAAUGCGGGGUAGAAGUGAUGCUGUUAUUGUUGGAGGAAAUACUGUGCGCAAAGACAAUCCACGUUUGACGGUUAGACAUGGAGGUGACCAUCUGCCCCGGCGUAUUGUAUUAUCUCAAACUCUUGACCUUCCAGAAGAAGCACAUCUUUGGAAUGUUUCUGAGGUCCCCACUAUAGUUGCUACACAAAGAGGUGCAAGGAGAAGUUUCCAGAGAUUGCUUGCAUCCAAAGGUGUUGAAGUGGUGGAAUUUGAUAUUUUAGAUCCUAGAGAUGUUAUGGGGUACUUAUAUGAUCGUGGUUACCUCUCCGUUUUGUGGGAGUGUGGAGGGACACUGGCUGCAUCUGCUAUUUCUUCUGGGGUCAUACACAAGGUACAUGCAUUUGUUGCUCCCAAAAUUAUAGGUGGGAAAAAUGCACCGUCUCCAGUUGGGGAACUUGGAAUGGUAGAGAUGACUCAGGCUCUUGAACUAAUUGAUGUUUGCUAUGAACAGAUUGGACCCGACAUACUUGUUAGUGGGUUUCUGCAACCAGUUCCUGACCUGACACCUACUAUUCCAUCAGUACAAGAAACUUCAGCCAUUGAUCCUACCAUUUCUCCUUAUGAAUCAAGCAUCAUAUUCUUUUACAAGACAUGGGAUCCAUAUGGUGCCUUCUCAAACUUUUCGCUCCAUCCAAUUCAGAUACCUGAUGAAAAUGAAGAACUUGUCACCUGGUCCAGUGUAGAGCAUUAUUACCAGGCACAAAAGUUUGUUGGGGUAUCUGAUCCUGUAGCUAAAAGCUGUAUUGAAGAAUUAAAAUGUGCAAAGAGCCCCGAGGAAGCAGCACGGAUUGGAAGGAGAAUACAGAGGCAGCAACCUAAUCUGGUAAGACCAGACUGGGAAUCUAUCAAGAUUGACGUCAUGUACAAGGCAUUAAAAUGCAAGUUCACUACAUACCCCUAUUUAAACUCUAUGUUGCUCUCAACGGCGGGCUCUGUUCUUGUGGAGGGUUCACCACAUGAUCUAUUCUGGGGAGGAGGUCGAGACGGAGAAGGCCUUAACUAUCUUGGACGAUUGCUAAUGAAGUUGAGAUCUGAGCUCUUAGGUGACUCUUCAACAAGUCAAAAAUCUUUGCUUCCUCAAACAUCAGAAAAUAAUUAGUAGUGAUGUUUGUCAUUUCUGUCCUAACAAUGUUAGGCUAAUGUUGUAUUCUACUAAUAAAACUACGCCUAUCGACACGCGUUGAAUGUGUAUAUCGAGUUUUGUAAUACAUAUUUAUCUAACACAAUAUCAAUAUUGUUUAAAAAAAGUCGAAUAAAUAAUUAU
Solanum stenotomum is the source of this 1776-nucleotide messenger RNA. RefSeq names its product riboflavin biosynthesis protein PYRR, chloroplastic-like. NCBI's taxonomy places the organism in Eukaryota, Viridiplantae, Streptophyta, Magnoliopsida, Solanales, Solanaceae. Gene Ontology annotation, biological process: riboflavin biosynthetic process. The record is from RefSeq and is a predicted model, not a curated record. The transcript is spliced from 8 exons. The coding region runs from base 1 to 1611 and encodes 536 amino acids. Gene Ontology annotation, molecular function: NADP binding; diaminohydroxyphosphoribosylaminopyrimidine deaminase activity; 5-amino-6-(5-phosphoribosylamino)uracil reductase activity.